CGCAGGCGCACUGUAAAAUAAAAAAUAAAAAAAAUAAGACAGCUAUCUGUGAUCAGAGAUGGCGGGCGCCUCCGACCCCCUGGAAGAUAUGCUCUUUUCAGAGGUGGAUGAAAAAGCUGUAAGCGACCUAGUGGGCUCAUUGGAGUCACAGCUUGCUGGCCAAAGCAACUCAGCAGGUAAAGCAGACGAAAACGGAGGCGCUGGCUCAGUGGCCCCCGCUAACCAUCACUUAGGAAAAACGCUACCAGCUCCAGUGGGCACCACAACACUAGAACAACAACAACAAGGACGGCGAUAUAAACCUGAGAUGCGCCAAGAGAUCAACUCUAAAGACGUCAGCCUGGAUAAAACUGUCACAUCUCCCUCUCUGGGCUGCAGCCCUUCUUUUGGCGAGCCCUCCGCCACUUCGGCUGCCCGUGUGAACGCCACUAGCAGCGGUUCGCAAUCACAUGGAGCAUCCAUCACAACACUGACUGCAUCUGGUGUGUCAACUUUGGCAUCCUCGGCAGCCAGCAGCAUCAGCACCGCCGCCAGCCGGGUGUCUAAGGUGAGCCCGGGAACAGGUGAGACGUCGACGGAAGCUAACCCGCCGAGAAAACGCUUCACCACCCCGCGGAGGAGCGCUUCGGUUCGGAUAAAGAGUUUGAACGGCGCAGCUGUAACGACGAGACGGAACAGCAACACAGCGGUGGCUGAGAACGUUAGCUGUGUGGAUACUAGUGCAACUACACCAAACUCUGCUCGACCGGCCACAUCCUCUAUUAACACUUCGACUUUCACCCUAUCAAACGCUAACCUCCCUGUAGGUCAGUCGGCUAUUGCUCUCGACCGGGGGACCCCCACCAUCGCUUUGCAUAGACUCCCGAGUCAUAUUGUAGCGAGCAUAGCCCAGAACGGCAACGGGACCAGUGUUUCGGCCUUGGUCCAGCAGGGCGCUCGCAUAGGACCCAUCACCUCCACAGCUCCACAGGGAAACCACAGCAAAACAGUCACAGAAACUGGGGCUUCCAAAACAGACGAUUGUCAGUCCAAAAUUGUAAUGUCAAGCCAGUCUGGUACUGUCAACUCUGUAAUAAACACUGUUCCCUCUGCGCCUUCUGUUGUCACACCAACAACAACUACAGCAGCAGCAGCAGCUACAACAACCACAACAGUAACUCAGCCUGUGAGCUCUGCUACAGCUGCUGUCUGUGUUACAGGGGUGGCAGCGAGUUCUGCAUGUGGAACUGGUCUAACUACAUCAGUGACCACCACUAUAAGCAUGGUCAGACCCACAGCCCCCUCUCCGACACCUGCUGUGGCCACCUCUGCACAGUCUCAACCCCGUCCUGGACUUGCAGCACCUCAAAGGAUCGUAGCCCCCCAGCUGAUUGUCAGACCGCCUCAGCAGCAGACGACCAUUCAGCUGCCCCCUGGGUUUACCAUCCCACCGGGGAUGGUGUUGGUACGCACAGAGCUGGGCCAGCUGGUGAUGGUUCCUCAGCAGGCCUUGGCUCAAGCUCAGGCUCAAGCUCAGGCUCAGGCCCAAAACAACAUCUCUCCACGACCUGCCACCCCCACAACAGGAGCAUCCUUCCGAGUAACAACUCCUCAGAAGGGCCCCGUGGCGCCGGCCGUGGCAGUGACGGCUCCGCAGCAGACCCCCGUGGUUAUGGCCCCCCAGGCCCCGGCCCAGCCUGCCUCCCAGCCAGUGCAGCCUCCGCAGACGGGCAUCACCGCGAACCCCGGAGGUCCUGUCGUGUCCCAGGAAAUGCAAGAGAAUGUCAAGAAGUGUAAGAAUUUCCUGGCCACACUUAUCAAACUGGCAUCUCACAACUCUCCGUCCCCCGAGACCUCCAAGAACGUCAAGUCUCUGGUUCAGGACCUGCUGGAUGCGAAGAUUGAACCGGAAGAGUUCACCAGCCGGCUGCAGACUGAGCUCAAGUCGUCUCCACAGCCUUACCUGGUGCCCUUUCUCAAGAAGAGCCUCCCGGCCCUGAGGCUAUCUUUGCUGAAUAGUCAGCAGUCCCCGACCCCGUCCCCGCAGCAGGGAGUCAAACCAGCACCCGGCGGCCCCCCUCCUGCCAUCGUGGCUGGGCCAGCUGUCCGGAUACGCCACCCUAACAGCGUCAGCAUCACUACGGGUGCCAGUGCGCUGCCCGCUGGGACGCUCGGACAUGCAGCUGGCACGGGUAUAAAGAUAGCAGGCGCUGUAGGUGGCCAGGUCCGGAUGCCCGUGGUGAUCACACAGUCUGUCAGAGCGCAAGGCACAAUGGGGAAGGGAGGCUUCAUCCAAGCAGGCAAAAGUCCCGUGGGCCUGGCUGUUCAGAUCUCUGGGAAUCAGAAAAACAAGCUCAACGACCCCGGAGGAGGUUCUUUCAGGGAUGAUGAUGACAUCAAUGAUGUGGCCUCCAUGGCCGGGGUGAACCUGAAUGAGGAGAGUGCAAGAAUACUCGCCACCAACUCUGAACUAGUGGGAACGCAGAUCCGCUCAUGUAAAGACGAGGCCUUUCUCCACCCGGGGUUGCUCCAUCGACGAAUUUUGGAAACAGCUAAGAAGUUUGGAGUCACAGAGGUCCCUAUGGAGGCGGUGACAUUCAUCUCACAUGCCACACAGUCUCGACUUCGAACUGUGGUAGAAAAGGUUUCAACCAUCGCACAGCACCGACUGGACUCCUGUAAGGAUGACGAGUGCUACGAGCAGUCUGCAGACGUUCGCUCUCAGCUUCGCUUCUUCGAGCAGCUGGAGAGAAUGGAGAAGCAGAGGAAGGACGAGCAGGAGAGAGAGAUCCUGUUGAAAGCCGCUAAAAGUCGCUCCAGGCAAGAGGACCCAGAGCAAGCUCGACUGAAACAGAAAGCUAAGGAGAUGCAACAACAGGAACUGGCACAGAUGAGGCAGCGAGAUGCCAACCUAACAGCACUAGCCGCCAUUGGACCCCGCAAAAAACGUAAAGUGGAUUCACCAGGGACCACCCCAUCAGGGACAGAGGUUUCAGGCAGCACGGCGGGCUCCCUGGCCAGCUCCUCCACCCCGUCCACCUCAUCGCGGCAGUACACGCGGCAACGCAUCACUCGCGUCAACCUCAGGGACUUAAUUUUCUACAUGGAGCAGGAGAGAGAGACCGCCCACUCCCUCCUCCUCUACCGUGCCCUGCUCAAGUAGCCUCUGCUCUGCUCAGCGCCCACCUCAACCUCCUCCUCCUUCUCCUUCCCAGCCACGUGCCUUCAGAUCAGGUCUAAUGUUUCAGCUCUGUGUCUCCAUAUGUACUGUAGUGCGUUUGAUGUAGCUUUUAAUAGGAAGAGAGAGAGAGAGAGAGAGAAUAAGGAAAAAAAAACGUAUAAAAAUAAAACUGUCGUUCCGUGUCUUCUCCGUUUAGAUUCACGGUUUGUAGUUAGUUCGUUGAGUUUAAAGGCCAUAACAAAUUCUUUGUGUUGAAUUUGAAUUUGUUCAAGGAACAAAGCAGUUUUCGUGUCACAGAACUUGACCCAGAACUCGUUCUGCGUAUGUUGGGUAGCUAUUUAUUUCACGUUGUUGCAGUAGAUUCAAUGAACCACCUCAAAGUAAGGAUUAUUUUCGCAAAGAGAAUUAUGUUCACACCUCAAUACAGCCUAUAAUAUUCUCCACGAGCUAUUUGUUGAACAUAGUUCAAUGAAUGUAGUUUAGCUGAACUCAAUAAAUGAGAGACUUUACUGAUUUCUAUACGAAGACAUCAUUUUGAAAUAUUAGGAUUCCAAAUAACAGCAUCACGUUCAGUUUCCUUACUGUAUGUGUAAAUAGUUCUUAUUGAAUUAUUUUACAGCAUGUAUAUUUUUACCACAUGUAAGCUUUGUAAGAAAAGGAAUAACCCAUGUGUCAAUGUUAUGAAACCUGAUGUUUCAAAGCCACAUGCUUUGAAUGAGUCAGAAUUAGAAAGUUUAUUACGCUACACCUGUAGAAUAUUUGUUCUAAGACGUGAGUCCCCAUGACCUUUCUGCAAAGGUCACACAAACUGUUACACAAAAGUCAUGGUCGCACUAUAACGCUAGUUUCUAAUUGGUCAUCCUUGUCAGUAUAUUUUUUUUACCCACACAUAAUGUGAAAAUUGUUUUAAUGACUAGAUGUUUGUAAGUUGUGUACUAUGAUGCUCACUUCUUCAAAAGCUUGAGAAAGUAAGUUAUAUUGUAGGUGGGGCGGUAACUGGGGAGACUGAAACCUCGGAUCAAAACAGACAUUCCUUCAUCUUUUCCUCUCACUGUCCUAUCUACAAAUUAAUUAAUUUUGUUUGAAAAAAAAAUCACAUUUUCUCAAUUCAAUUUUGCUUUUGGGCCCCUUCAGCCCCCACCUACUUUGACUGAAUGACAAAAGCACUUACGCCUAUUUAAAUUUUGAUUCUAAAGUAAAUAAUAAAGCUGUAAAGUAAUGUUUAACUGUAGAAGGAAGCAGUUGAUUCCAGCAUAAAGUGGAUUUAUUUUUUCCCCAUUUUGUUUCUGUCUCUAUAUUACUGAUCGAAGAGAGAAAUGGGGCAAAAUGCCUACUUUUUACAUGUUGUAUUGCAUUGUCGCCUUUCUUUUCUUUAUUUUUUUUUAAUCCUCAUUUUAUUAUGUGAUAUUGUCCACUGUAUUUUUAUGUUUUUAAUUUUCUAUUUAACUAAAUAUCUUGGCCUCUAUGCAGCUUUUCUUGUCAUAUUGAAAUUUAUUUAAAUAUUGGUGACAUUUGGAACAAUAGUUGUGCAUUGUACAUUUUGACAGCACUUUUUUUUAUAUCUAUUUUACCUGACAACUGAAAGCUGUCACUGUAUUAUAGCAAAGAAAUGACUCUUUUAAGUAGUAAACAGUAUUGCCAACUUCUGUCAAAAGACAGUUAUUUUUAACAAUUAAUAUAUUUUCUUUUUUUUCUCUUUUGUUUUGGAUUGGCUUUUAUGCUUAACACAUUUUCAUAAAUUUUAUCUCCAAAAAUACCAUGUUUUAAAAACAAGCACAACAGUAUCUAUUAUGGUGAUUUCAAAUGAUUUUAUUAGUGAUUUCUAUGGUUUCUGGUGGUUUCACAGGAGGACAUUUCUACUACUAUUACAGCUUUUUAGCCAAAAUAUUAGGACAAUAUUACUUAUGUAAACAGACGGGGGAAACAUUUCAAUGUAAGGAUGAUUUGUAAAUAUUGUUUACAAAACUAUGUGUUUAUUAGAACCACGUUAUUUUUGGUAAACUCUUGUACAUAUCUUGAAAAUUUCCUGUUUGUGUGAAAAAAACAAUACUUAUGUAUUUGUACCUAUUUUGUAAAGGAAUAAAUAAGCUGUUUACUAAACUGAGCAGAUGCUGA
Messenger RNA from Centropristis striata (black sea bass), 5275 nucleotides. RefSeq names its product transcription initiation factor TFIID subunit 4-like. Gene Ontology annotation, biological process: transcription initiation at RNA polymerase II promoter; DNA-templated transcription. Lineage: Eukaryota; Metazoa; Chordata; Actinopteri; Perciformes; Serranidae. The record is from RefSeq and is a predicted model, not a curated record. Gene Ontology annotation, molecular function: protein heterodimerization activity; DNA binding; RNA polymerase II general transcription initiation factor activity. Gene Ontology annotation, cellular component: transcription factor TFIID complex. The coding region runs from base 59 to 3142 and encodes 1027 amino acids. The transcript has 14 exons.